Eimeria maxima is the source of this 1315-nucleotide messenger RNA. RefSeq names its product Glucose-6-phosphate 1-dehydrogenase, related. NCBI's taxonomy places the organism in Eukaryota, Apicomplexa, Conoidasida, Eucoccidiorida, Eimeriidae. Gene Ontology annotation, molecular function: glucose-6-phosphate dehydrogenase activity; NADP binding. The transcript has 12 exons. The annotation marks the transcript as partial. Gene Ontology annotation, biological process: pentose-phosphate shunt, oxidative branch; glucose metabolic process. The record is from RefSeq and is a predicted model, not a curated record.
GGAAUUAUCAACGUAUUUCUCGCGUCAGGUGGCUCCUUUAAGUAGCAAAUGCGAGGACCUUGUCCAACGCUUUAGAAGCAUAUGCUCGUAUAUAUGUGGAGACGGCUACGAUGACGAGGUUGCUCUUAAGAAACUCAGCCAUCAUCUUGAUACCCUAGAAGGCCCGGAUGGACACAACAACAGGCUCUUCUACUUGGCACUUCCGCCGCAGCUGUUUGCUCUUAAUGUGCGCUCAAUCAGGAAGCACUGCUGGACACAAAGGGGCUGGAACAGAGUAGUGGUUGAGAAACCAUUUGGACGUGACAGCGAAAGCUCGGAAAAAUUAUCAAACGAGCUUAUGGAAGUCCUUCAAGAAAAAGAGAUAUACCGCAUUGACCAUUACCUUGGCAAGGAGAUGACCCUGUCUAUCAUUGCACUGCGUUUUGCCAACGUUGCAUUUAAGCACCUCUUCCAUAGGCACAAUGUACGUUGCGUACGUAUUACCUUCAAGGAAGAUAUUGGAACGAAGGGCCGCGGAGGCUACUUCAAUAGCUAUGGGAUUAUUCGGGACGUGAUGCAAAAUCACAUGUUGCAGUUGCUGACCUUGAUAGCCAUGGAACCCCCUGCAUCUCUGAGCGAUGAAGAUGUCAGAGAUGAAAAAGUUAAGGUUCUGAAACAGAUGCCUCCUAUCAAGCUGGAGGAGACAAUCCUGGGACAGUAUACAGCGUCGACAGAUGGAACGCAACCAGGUUAUUUAGACGACCCCGGAGUCCCCGCUGAUUCUCGGACGCCCACCUUCUGCGCUUGUGCGCUGUGGAUCGAGAAUGAAAGGUGGCGGGAUGUCCCGUUCAUAUUCAAGGCUGGCAAGGCUCUGGAGAAGCGCUGCACCGAAAUUCGCAUUCAGCUGCGCCCAAUCGCCCAGUCCUUCUAUCCUGAGGAAGAACUUUCAGAGAACGAACUUGUAAUCAUUGUACAACCGCGUGAAGCCAUUUACCUAAAGUUCUAUACGAAGAAGCCAGGCCUUGCUUCAGGACUCCAGCUCACAGAACUAGACCUAUCAGUAAUGGACAGGCUACAGGUUGAUCGACUGCCCGAUGCGUAUGAACGACUGCUGCUGGAUGUGAUAAAAGGGGACAGACAGAACUUCGUUAGAACUGAUGAGUUGCGCGAGGCGUGGCGCAUCUUCACACCGCUACUUAAGCAGAUCGAUGAACCAGGGGUCAAACCAGAACCUUACCCUUACGGAUCGCACGGGCCGGAAUCGGCGUACACCUUUAUCCAGCGUUUCUAUUCAUACCAUAAGGAGGCGCGUUAUCAGUGGCAUGCGAAACACUGA